Messenger RNA from Pyrus x bretschneideri (Chinese white pear), 679 nucleotides. Its product is annotated as 10 kDa chaperonin, mitochondrial. The transcript is spliced from 3 exons. The record is from RefSeq and is a predicted model, not a curated record. Gene Ontology annotation, molecular function: metal ion binding; ATP binding; protein-folding chaperone binding. Lineage: Eukaryota; Viridiplantae; Streptophyta; Magnoliopsida; Rosales; Rosaceae. Gene Ontology annotation, cellular component: mitochondrial matrix. Bases 141 to 434 code for a protein of 97 amino acids.
CUAGAACCUUCCAUCAUCUCCUAGAACUUGAUCAACAAGCAGUCCCCCUCCUCCCCAAACCCUCACAUUGUAAACCAUCAGCAGUCGUCCUCUUCCCCCAAACCCUAAACGCAAUAGCUCCAGUGUUCUCAGAGACCCAAAUGGCGAGGCGUUUGAUCCCUACUCUCAACCGCGUCCUGAUCGAGAAAAUCAUCCCGCCCUCCAAAACCACCGCCGGCAUUCUUCUCCCCGAGUCCUCCACCAAGCUAAACUCAGGGAAGGUGGUAGCUGUGGGACCAGGAGCCAAGGACAAGGCCGGGAAUCUGAUUCCGGUGGCCGUGAAAGAAGGCGAUACCGUUCUCUUGCCCGAGUAUGGAGGCACUGAGGUGAAGCUUGGUGACAAAGCGUUCCAUUUAUACAGGGACGAGGACAUCUUGGGCACUCUCCACGAUUGAGUCAUCGGAACACGAGGGUCAGACGUAGCUGAUGAAACAGUGGACCGGGAAGUUCUUAAUCUAAUGGGAUGUUAGUUUUCUUUUUGAUGAACUAAUUUGAAGCAUCUUUAUCUGUUUAUUUUACCAUCUUCCGUUUGGAUUGGAUUUUUGGCACUGGAAAUUAUGAGCUAAAUUUCGUUUCGAAAAUGGUAGAGACAAUUGUAUCAUCUUUGUUGGAUAUUAGUGAACUUUCCAUUGCUUCCAAA